UUUCCCUCUUUUCCCCUUCCCUCCCGAAAAAGCUUCAACCAAGCCCUAGACUGUACUCAGAGACUCUUCGUUGCCACCAAUUACGUUUUCGGUUUUACUUCCAUUUUCGUACCUUUGAAGCUUUUCUCGCUGGAGAAUAUGGAUUGGAGGGAAAUCAAUGGCGCUUCCUCCGCCGCGAGAUCGGCGUCUCUUCUUCCUCAGCCAAACUACAGUAGCAAAGCUGUCCAGGAAGCCUUGAAACAUCUUGCAUCUAUCAACCUUAGAGAGUUGUGUAAUGAGGCGAAGGUUGAGCGGUGUCGUGCUACCAGAGACUUGGCAAGCUGUGGACGUUUCGUGCACUAUGUGUUAAACUCAUGCGGACAUGCCUCCUUGUGUACAGAGUGUUGUCAAAGGUGUGAUGUAUGUCCAAUUUGUAGAAGCCCGAUAGCAAAAUCUGGAAAUAGACUUCGGCUGCGCCUCUACUAUGAGUGUGUAGAGGCUGGUCUAAUUUCCAAAACAUCUGAAGAGAUGUCACAAGAUUCAGACGAAGAGGAAUAUCAAUUGAGAGCUGAUGUUCAUCGCCUUUAUUCAUUUUUCGAUGUUGCGAUGGACAACAGUUUGAUAUCUGUGGUUUGUCAUUAUAUCACAGAUGUUUGUAUGGAUGAGACAGCAGUAUCUAGCGAUCCAGUCAUUGCUUUCUUGCUGGAUGAAGUUGUCGUCAAAGAUUGGGUCAAGCGUACAUUCAGGAAUAUCUUGGUAGAGCUUCGAGGAAUAUAUAAUCUUGAACUAGAAGAGAUGCAAGCGAGGUUGGAUAAACUCCUGAAGUUUUUGAAACAGCUGUCUGGCUUGUUUAGUGUGCUUGAAGUUUUGGAAUCAGCUUUUAAGGGUUCUGUUUCAGCACAGCUGGAAGACCUGGAACAGCUUAGAGAUCUCAUACUAAACACAAAGCAGCAUCUGGAUGUAAUGGUUUGGUGCAUAAGACACAAAUUUCUGAAUAAUGUGAAGUCUCGAUAUUCUAAUUUCACGACAUGGCAUUCUCUUGUACGCGAAAGGAAAUCAGCUGCAAUUAGGCGGGCGUGGCCUGAUGUUGUAGAUCAGAAUUCAGUUCUCAAUGGACAGGGUGGUUCCCUCUUUAUUGAGGAUGCUUUAGAAAAUCUUGAGAGAGAGCCAGAGUACAGUCAGGAAGUUGAGACAGAUCUAGAUGUUGGAUGUCUGCAGAAGGAUGAUAGGCUGUUUCUUAGGUCAAAGAUAGAAGGAAAGUCGGGAUGUUUUCCGUUUGAAAAUCUCAGAACUGCCACUGACUUACUCUUUUUACAUGGAAGUUCGGAUCUGGUGGUUGCGAAGCAAGCGAUUUUUCUGUACUACCUGUUUGAUCGGCAUUGGACUACCCCUGAAGAAAAUUGGAAGCACGUUAUAGAUGAUUUUGCAGCUACUUUUGGCAUUACCAGGCAUUCAUUGCUGGAGUCAUUUGUAUUUUAUCUUCUCGAUGAUCACACAGAUGAGGCACUUCAGGAAGCAUGUAGGAUUCUUCCUGAAAUAUGUGGUCCGGAGACAUACCCUAAGGUUGCGCGAGUUCUAUUAGAAAGACAAAAUCCUGAGACAGCUCUUAUGGUUCUGCGUUGGUCCGGUCGUGAUGGUGGAUCAGAGUUGGUCUCAGUUGGUGAAGCUGUCACGGCUGUUCGUGUGAGAGUGGAGUGUGGUCUUCUGAGUGAAGCCUUCAUGUACCAAAGGACACUUUGCUUGAAAGUAAAGGAAAACAAACUGAAAUGGAUCAAAGACAUGUCGGAUGAUACUGACAGCUGGAGUUGGACUGAAUGGAUGGAAGUGCUUGUCACUGAGUUCUGCUGUCUUUGUAUCCGGAGGAACUUGGUUGAUCGGAUCAUUGAGUUGCCGUGGAAUUCUGCAGAAGAGAAGUGUCUUUAUAGAUGCCUACUAGAUUCUGCAACUGAUGACCCUUCAUCAACUGCAGGAAGUCUACUGGUCAUCUUUUAUCUUCAGCGUUACCGUUACAUCAAGGCGUACCAAGUCGAUCUCACUCUUCAGAAAAUGGAGGAGGCUUUUAUAUCCGAAAACUCUGUCAGUGAAGAAGUUAUAUCAAGAAUGAGAUCGCAGAGUCACUGGAGAACAGAGUUAGUUGACAAAGCGAUAGAUCUACUGCCAGUAAUUCAACAACAGCAAGUUAGGUCUGGACAGUUUCCUGAAACAGAAGUUGCAUCUGAUGUUGCUGCUGAAGCAAUGAGAAACUCUGUUGGCCCCAAUACCCAACAGGCUGAUAUUACUGAUUCUUUCGCUCCUUCGGCCACCGAUUCAGUACUUUUCCAACGGGUUAAUGAUACUGAAACUGCAGAGCAAUCUGUUUACGAGAGUCCUUUCCAGUCGGGUCAAAUCAUCAAAAACCCUUCCCUUGAUCUUCGUCAAAGCCCGUCUAUUUUCCAUGAAAGGUUAUUUUCGAGCUCAGGGAAAGGACAGAAGAGUGAAGCUACCAGUAUAAGCAAGAUGUCGAACUCCACUCUGUUCAAAGAUUUGAACCGGAGUGCGUCAAAACCUCGCGGAAAAAGCUAUCAAUGGGCCGACGAAACUUCUCAAGAAGUAAAUGCUGAUAGAUUCCCGACAAAUGGGAGCUCUCCUUAUCUCCGGCAAGCGACAUCAAACCCUGUAAUGACGACACCUAGCAGCAGCCGUUUUAGCAGAUCUGCUCAGAACUUGAAUUCCGAUGUUUCUGGUAAAGGGAUGCAAGUGGACAAUGAUUACUCCAUAGCAAUGGAUGAUCCCAUGGAUAUGUCUUCAAGCUAUAAGGAUAAUGUAUUGGCCACCGGGAAUGGAAACAGCAACGGUGGAAUAAGGUGGCGGUCCGAUGGAACAAGCGACGAGGACGAUGAACCGAGCAGAAGCAUUGGGUCGGCAAAGGCAAUGGCUACGAGUUCUGUGACGGGAAGAGGAAGGCCGAGACGUAGAUUCACCAGAAGAUGAGACUCAAACAACAGCAGCGAAUACUACUGGUUUUAUGGUGUUAUUGUUUGGUUUGGGAGAGAUCACAUCUUGGUGUCUAUGUUCUAUAAUAUAUUUUAGGGCUUUGGGCAUUUUACCCAAAACAAGAAAAAGAAAAAGAAAAAGACAAGUAAUAGGUGAAUUUGUGGGAGGGGCCUUAACAAAUAGCGAGAUUUGAAUUUUGGAUCAAUCAGAUGCGUGGAUACUUCUAGUGGAUUUUGGUCGAAGGUAAUCAACUUUA
This is a messenger RNA of Tarenaya hassleriana, 3208 nucleotides long. RefSeq names its product E3 ubiquitin-protein ligase HOS1. The record is from RefSeq and is a predicted model, not a curated record. Bases 139 to 2949 code for a protein of 936 amino acids. The transcript has 10 exons. Gene Ontology annotation, molecular function: ubiquitin-protein transferase activity. Gene Ontology annotation, biological process: protein ubiquitination. Lineage: Eukaryota; Viridiplantae; Streptophyta; Magnoliopsida; Brassicales; Cleomaceae.